AGAAAUGGAUUCCUCCCGGAACCCAGAAAUGGAUUCCUCCCGGAACCCAGUACCUAGGUUCCAUGAGGAACCUAGUAUGAUGAAGAUUUGAAGUUGAAAAAGAUGGCAGAUGCCGAGGAUGAGAAUGAGGAGGAGGAUAAGGGUCCAUCUCCGAUACCUACCAUGGGGGGGUUCCAGAAUGGGCGAGCCAAACGUAAACAUAGACACAUCCUUGAUUCUGCUCGUGCUCGUGCUCUGCUCAUUUCAUCUUCUUGUCUAGAUCGAUUUUGGGGUGAAGCUGCUCUUACAACUGUUUAUCUCAUUAAUCAGAUUCCAUCUUCAGUCAUCAAUAGUAAGUCUUCAUACGAAUGUUUACAUGGUAUUCCUCAUGCCUAUAAUCUUCUUAAGGUGUCAUCUUCUGAUCAACCUCCACUUUGUACUGACCCUUCUAUUGAGCUAUUUCCUAGUGACCUUGAUGCAGAUACAUUUGAUGAGCUAUAUGAUCCCUCUCCACAUGCUCCAUCUAGUUAUAUAAAAGAUGCUCUGCCUACUGGUAAUGCAUUAGACAAUAUUGAGUCUUCUUCCAUUCCUUUUUCUGUAUCACCUGUUGGAUCAAACCCUGUUGAUAUUGAGCUCGAAAAUGAGAUCCUUAAUCCACCUUCAACUCAUCCUACUCGGGAAUAUGGGAUUGAUUAUGAGGAAACCUUGGCACCUGUUGCUCGUCCUACUUCAGUUCAUAGUUUGAUUACUAUUGCUGUUGCAAAAGGAUGGAAAUUGUUUCAGAUGGACGUGAAAAAUGCCUUUCUAAAUGGUGAUCUUAGAGAGGAAGUUUACAUGCAACCACCUCCUGGACUUGAGCAUCCUCCAAAUAAAGCUUGUCGAUUGAAGCGAGCUCUAUAUGGUUUGCCACAAGCACCUUGAGCUUGAUUUGCCAAGUUUAGCACCACCAUCAGUGAAUUUGGUUUUUGCUUCUAGUCCUCAUGAUACUGUGUUGUUCAUACGCAAGACUAAUCAUGGUAUGGUUCUACUACUUCUUUAUGUUGAUGAUAUGAUCAUUACUGGGGAUGAUAUGAUCAUUUCAAGUAUUCAUGAUCUUAAGCAAUUUCUCAAUCAUAAGUUUGAGAUGACAGAUCUUGGUGUUUUGAGUUAUUUCUUAGGACUUGAAGUCACUUCUUUUGAUGCUGGUUAUCUUCUCUCUCAAACAAAAUAUGCCUUUGAUC
Rubroshorea leprosula is the source of this 1199-nucleotide messenger RNA. The record is from the annotation of a GenBank genome assembly. NCBI's taxonomy places the organism in Eukaryota, Viridiplantae, Streptophyta, Magnoliopsida, Malvales, Dipterocarpaceae.